Carassius carassius (crucian carp) is the source of this 1266-nucleotide messenger RNA. Its product is annotated as calnexin. The transcript has 11 exons. Gene Ontology annotation, biological process: protein folding. The record is from RefSeq and is a predicted model, not a curated record. Gene Ontology annotation, cellular component: endoplasmic reticulum membrane; endoplasmic reticulum. Gene Ontology annotation, molecular function: calcium ion binding. Lineage: Eukaryota; Metazoa; Chordata; Actinopteri; Cypriniformes; Cyprinidae. Bases 81 to 1259 code for a protein of 392 amino acids.
GACAGAGUCCAGAGUCCGCGUUAACGACCUCCAGACACCGGAAGCUGCUCGCGCAGGAGUCGCCGAACAGAGAUCCGGAGAUGAUGCGCUGUCUGCUCUUCUGCUGCUGCUUGUGUUCGCCUCACUUCAGCGCAGCACAGAACGCGUACAGACGCGUCGCGAUUCCAGAGCAGGCUUAUUUCGCCGAGCCCUUCGACGCAGGAGCGCUGGACAGAAACUGGGUUUUGUCCAAAGCAGUGAAAGAUGAGCAGCUGCAGCUUCUCAAAUAUAAUGGAGAGUGGGCUAUAGAGGAGUCCAGAGAGCCCAGGUUAUUAGGAAACAGAGGUCUGGUGCUCAAGUCUCCCGGUAAACACCACGCCAUCUCUGCGUACCUGCGGAAGACCUUUCACUUCACCGACAGACCGCUGUUCCUACAGUACGAGGUCUUCUUCCCCGAGACGGUCGACUGCGGUGGAGCCUACAUCAAGCUGCUUUCUGACGCAGAUGAUCUCCGCUUGAGCCGGUUCAGUGAUGCCACCCCGUACACCAUCAUGUUCGGCCCAGAUAAGUGCGGCAGCUCACACAAGAUCCACUUCAUCGUUCGUCAUCGUGACCCGGUCUCAGGGACGUACCAGGAGAAACACGCUCGACAGCCGGAGCUGGACCUCAGCGAGUACUUCACUGACCAGCGUCCACAUCUCUACAGUCUGAACGUAUAUCCUGACCACACGUUUGAGAUCCUGGUUGACCUGACACUGAUUCAUAAAGGCAGUCUGCUGGAGGACAUGCUCUCCUCACGAGCUGAGGAUCAGGAGGAUUCAUCGAGCGCUGUGUCAGAGCCGUUCACGCUGACCUCCGUGUCUGCGCUGGGCUUUGAGCUGUGGUCUCUCACCGCAGACGUGAUGUUCGACAACAUCUUCCUCUCUGACCGAGUGGAAGAAGCCCAGCGCUGGACACAAGACACGUGGGGCCAGAGGAAGAGCCCCGGAGUGAUUGAGAAGCUGCUGAUGGCGACGCUGAAGAGACCGUGGCUCUGGGGGGUGUACGUGGUCACUGUGGGCCUUCCCAUCAUCCUCUUCAUUAGCUUCAUGUGGCCUGACAAGCGGUUCGGUCCUCCAGAUCAGGACUAUUACUAUAAGAAGACGGACGAGCCUCAGGCGGAGCGGCGUCAGGACGCUGAGGAGCUGCUCUCUCGUGCUGAAGGUCCAGCAGCAGCGGUGGCUGAGAGCAGAGCGGUCAGGAGAGCGAGGAGCACACUCAGCUCAGGUUCAGCACCAUGAAGACGUC